UCCACACAGUCAACAUCAUCUCUGCAAACAGCAAAGCCAGACAACUCUCGCAAGGAUUACCAUGACGAGCAUCUGCAGCAGCAACUUCCAGCAGCAGCACUAUCAGCUGACCAACGGCAACAUGAUGUUGCUGCAACACCACAAUCAACAGCAGCAACACCAGCAGCUGAUUGCCCCCAAAAUGCCAUUGGGCACCAGCCAACUGCAGAAUAUGCAGCAGGGUGGCCAGCAGCAAUCGAAUGUGGGACCCAUGAUGUCGUCGUCGCAGAAAAAGAAGUUCAACUACAACAAUAUGCCAUACGGCGAGCAGUUGCCUUCGGUGGCAAGGCGAAAUGCCCGUGAGCGCAAUCGUGUCAAGCAGGUUAACAAUGGAUUUGUGAAUCUCCGCCAGCACUUGCCACAGACCGUCAUCAAUUCGCUGUCGAAUGGAGGACGUGGUGCCAGCAAAAAGCUAUCCAAGGUGGACACUCUGCGCAUUGCGGUCGAGUACAUUCGAGGACUGCAGGACAUGUUGGACGAUGGCACUGGCACGUCUCGUCCCAUUUACAAUUCGGCCGAUGAGAGCAGCAACGAUGGCAGCAGCUACAACGACUACAACGAUAGUUUGGACAGUCCGCAGCAGUUCCUGCUGGGCGCCACCCAGUUGAACUCCGUCCAAGCGCAUUCGUAUCACUCCGCCUCGCCCACGCCUUCGUAUUCCGGUUCCGAGAUCUCCGGAGGCUAUGUCAAACAGGAGCUACCCGAGCAGGACCUCAAAUUCGAGUCCUUCGAUAGCUUCAGCGACGAGCAGCCCGACGACGAGGAGCUCCUCGACUACAUUUCAUCGUGGCAGGAACAGUGAGUGGAUCUCACCAGAACCAAAACCCCCACAAAAACACAAAAAAAAAAACCAAAAAACAACUUGUACAAAUUGUAAAUAACUUAAACUGUUGCCUUAGUGAGUGGAAAGACCAACAAAAACCAAGUCCCAGAUUCUACAAAACCUUUUUUUUUUGAACUAGUUUAAGACCAUGGAAGACAAUGAUAUAAAACACAUAUUUUUUUCAUAGUUCUAAGUUUUGUUAUAAGCAUGGAAGA
This is a messenger RNA of Drosophila elegans, 1077 nucleotides long. RefSeq names its product achaete-scute complex protein T3 (gene l(1)sc). Gene Ontology annotation, molecular function: RNA polymerase II transcription regulatory region sequence-specific DNA binding; DNA-binding transcription factor activity, RNA polymerase II-specific; protein dimerization activity. NCBI's taxonomy places the organism in Eukaryota, Metazoa, Arthropoda, Insecta, Diptera, Drosophilidae. Gene Ontology annotation, biological process: developmental process; regulation of transcription by RNA polymerase II. Bases 62 to 841 code for a protein of 259 amino acids. The record is from RefSeq and is a predicted model, not a curated record. The transcript has a single exon.